UUGAAACACACAUUCUCUUCUAGCUCGCCCCUCGAUCUGAACUCAUCUAGGGUUUCACACCCAGACAAAACCCACAGCUGCAACAAUGGAGAACAGCAACCCAAAAGCGGACCAGAUCGAGGUGGAAGUGUCUGAGUUCGAGAAUGAUUUUGAUGUCGUCUCUUACACCAAGUUCUACGACGAAUUCCUCAAUGUGGAUUUGCUGCAAGAAAGUUGGCCAAAAGUGGAAUCUUCUUUAGAAGAGUAUGGCGUUUUAUGCACCCUGGAUGUGGUUGAGGGUAAAAUGAAAGUUGCAAGAGCCACAAGGGAUCAAGACCCAAAUAUUAUUCUCAGGGCUAUGGAUGUUUUGGAGCUUUUGUCAAGAAGUGUUCCGGCAGAAUGGGCAAUACGAGUACUGGAUUGCAGUUUCCAGUACGACAUCAUCAAGAUUGGGAAUCAAGAAGAGGGGAUUUGCAAUAUGUACGGGAUCACUAAGGAGCAAUUUCUUGCACGAAGGAAGCUUCUGGCUGGCUAUGUCCUAAAGGUACUGUUUGAACUAACAGAUUGCGGAAUUUUUCUUAAGGGAAACACCAUUGCUGUGAUUGGUGGUUCACUCCAAGGAAUAAAUAUAGUAAGGAGGAUUGUGGAAGACUGCAUUGCUCAUGAUGUGCCUCCUCUACCCCGGGCGCGAUUGAUGAAAAAGAAGACUCAAAAGAAGAAGGAUGAGAUAAAUAAAGUGGCAAGUGAAUUGAUGACAAAUCUCGAGGGUUUAAAACAGAAUGUUAGCUAAAGUGUCAAAGCUCCAGAGUUUAAAGUCAAGGUUAUGGCACCGAGAAUCCAAUGGACAAGAACAAAAAGGUUGUUAGAAGAAAAUCAUGAUGAAGGUCAAGGUACUGAAAAAAGAAUGGAAGAGGUCUGCGAUGGUAAUAGUUUUUCUGCCUCAGUAACUGAAGCUGAAAGGACUUUUUCCACUAGAGGAACAAAUUCCAAAAUUCGAUCAAGAAGCUGGA
Molecule: messenger RNA, 989 nt
Organism: Rosa rugosa (rugosa rose)
Lineage: Eukaryota; Viridiplantae; Streptophyta; Magnoliopsida; Rosales; Rosaceae
Product: KRR1 small subunit processome component homolog
Exons: 9
Coding region: 86-769 (227 amino acids)
Cellular component (GO): nucleolus; small-subunit processome
Molecular function (GO): RNA binding
Source: RefSeq, a predicted model, not a curated record